AUGAGCGCCCUGGAGCCCACACUGCCGGCCUCGGCCCCGGGGGUCGGUGUUCCCGGCGGGGGGCAGCACCUGGGCCUCCCUGGGCCCGAGCAGAGACCCCCCUUCCGGCCUCCUUCCUCCGCGGAGGACAGCGGGUCGCCCCCGGUUGUCCUGGCCCUGGGGAAGCUUCCGCAGAAGGAGGAGCAUAAGGAGGAGCAGGAGCAUGAGGAGGAGCAGGAGCAGGAGGAGGACGAGGAGGACGAGGAGGACGAGGAGGACGAGGAGGAGCAGGUGCUGCUCAGCGAGGAGCACCCGGGCCUGUUCUUCGCGGCGGCGCAGCGCCUGCGGGCGCAGGGGCAGCUGCUGGACGAGCGCGUGCGCGUGGGCGGCCGCGCCUACGGGCUGCACCGCGUGGUCCUGGCGGCCGUGAGCGGCGUGUUCCGCGCGCGGCUGCGGGGCGGGGGCCCGGGGUCGCCGCUCGGCCUGGCUGUGGCCCCCGCCGCCUGGGAGGCAGUGCUGACCUUCGCCUACGAGGGCCGCCUGGGCCCGGCCCCGGGGCGCGACGUGCUGGCGGCGGCCGAGGCCCUGCGCGCGCCCCGGGUCAGUGCGGCCGCCCGGCGCAGGUGCAGCUGCGAAGCCGGCGGCGCGGGGCCGGGGGCGGAGGGGCCCGGGGCGGAGGCGCCCAGUGCGGAAGCCGAGCUGCGGGAGACGCUGCGGAGCAUCGAGCUGCUGUACCGGGAGGGUGCCGGCUGCGACCUGGAGCUGCAGGCGGGCGGCUGCCGGCUGCGGGUGCACCGGGCGGCCCUGGCGUGCGGCAGCGAGUUCUUCAGCGCGAUGCUGCUGAGCGGCAUGCGGGAGUCCCGGGGCGCCGCGGUGCGGCUGCGCAGCAUGUCGGCACGGGACCUGCGGCUGCUCGUGUCCUUCGCCUACUCGGGCGCCGUGCGGGCGCGGUGGCGGCGGCUGCUGGGGGCGGCGCGGGCCGCGGCGCGGUACCAGAGCGCGGCGUGCCUGGCGCUGUGCGAGCGCGCCCUGGGCCGCGGCCUGAGCCCCGCGCGCUGCCUGGCCCUGCUGCCCGCCGCGGAGGCCGCGGGGCUCGAGGCGCUCGGCCGCCGGGCGCGGCUCUACCUGCUGGGCCACCUGCCGGCCGCCGCCCGCAGCCCCGCCUUCGCGUCGCUGCCGCCCGCGCUGCUGGCCGAGCUCCUGCGCAGCGACGCGCUGCACCUGCGGGAGGAGCUGGAGGCCUUCGCGGCGGCGCGGCGCUGGCUGGCGGCCCACCCCGAGGCGGCCGAGGUCGAGGCGCGGGCCCUGCUGCGCGGUGUGCGCUUCGGCCGCAUGUCCACGCGCGAGCUGCGGCGGGUGCGCGCGGCCGGGCUGCCCCCGCCGCUGCCGCCCGACCUGCUGGCGCGCCUGCUGGAGGAGGCGGCGGCGGCCCCGGCUCGCGGCCGGCGGAGGGAGCCCGACGGCGCGCUCGUGCUGCCCGGCGGGGACGGGCUGUCGGCGGACCUGGCGGCCGGGCGGCCGGCGCGCGGCGUGUGCUGGGCGCGGGCCUUCUGCUGCGGCACCGGCCGGGUGCGCACCGUGGAGUGGGGCCGCCUGCCCGCGCUGCCCGGGGCGCGCUUCCGCCACGGGGCCGCCAGCCCGCAGGGCCGCGCGCUCUACGUGUGCGGCGGCCAGGACUUCUACGGCCCCGCCAACACGCUGGCGUCCACGAUCAGGUGGGACCCCGGCCGAGGCGGCUGGGAGGAGAUGGCGCCUCUGGCCCAGGCCCGGAGCCUGUUCCCGCUGGUGGCACUGGGCGGGCUGCUGUACGCGCUCGGCGGCAGGAGUGGGGACGUGGCUCUCAGCUCCGUGGAGGCCUACGACCCCGAGCGCGACGGGUGGAGGCCCGCGCCAGCCCUGCCAGCACCGCGCUUUGCCCACGCGGCCACCGAGUCUGAGGGCCGCCUGUACCUGAGCGGGGGCUGCGACGGGGCGGGCGGCUACCUGGCCUCCCUGCUGCUCUACGACCCCAAACAGGAGAAGCCGGGGACACUGCUGAGCCCCAUGGGCGAAGCCCGGGCUGGCCACGUCAUGGCUGCUCUGCAGGGCCGGUUGUAUGUGGCUGGCGGCCUCGGGGACACAGGGGACCUGCUGAGCUUGGAGGCCUAUGACCCGCGGACUGACAGCUGGGCCCGCCUGGCCCCUCUGCCCUCCCCGCACGUGGGGGCCGCGGGGGCCGCGCUACAGGGGGAGCUGCUGGUGCUGGGGGGCUACAGCCACCGGACCUAUGCACUGUCACACCUGGUCCACGCCUACUGCCCCGGCCUGGACCGCUGGCUCUGCCUGGGAACACUGCCAAGGCCCCGGGCCGAGAUGCCCGCCUGUGUCCUGGAGCUGCCUGCUGUGCAGCACGCAGACUUGCUCCCCUCCCAGCAGCAGAGCAAACCUGCAGGGUGAGCGGGCAGCAGCGGUGGGUGGCGGGGAGGAAAGGAGCAGAAACAGAGAAGCAUGGAGAUUGUGGGGGGACGAGGACAAGCUGUGUCGUGAGAGCACAGGGUCGUAUGAUCUGCUUUUGCGCAUAUGAUCUCCGCUGAGCAAGAGGUGGCCCAGGAUUCCUGGAAAAGGCUAUUGCCGACGGGGAGGCAGCUGGAUGCCGGGAUGUGGAGAGGAGGCCCGGAGCGGCCCUACCAGGUGUCGGGACUGUGACAUAGCUGAUGGGCAAGUGCAUCGGGUUCGGAGACAGGAAGCUCCGGGCGUUGGCAUGCAGGGGCCACUAGGGGACCGUCCCAACAACCGCGCCUCUGACCCAAGGACCAAGAUGAAAAACGUGGGAAGGCCAAGGAGUUUGAGUUUGAGGACACGAGGACCGGACAUUUCAUGCUCUUCGCUUUUUCAGGACCUGCCCUCCAAUCAAUCCAUGGGACACCCAAGCCCCCUUGGUGAUUGUCCUUCUCGGGUGACUCGCAGGCCCACGCCAGCGCCUCCUCAGCCCCCACACCGCAGGCUGCGCCGAAGAGCCUCUGGCUUUCUUUUCUUUUCUUAUUUACUCAUGGGAGACCCGGGCAGAGGGGACCUCGUGGGGGACCCCGGGGUCAUGCCCUGAGCCCAAGGCAGGUGCUCCCCACUGAGCCCCCCAGGCGCCCCCUUUUGAUCUUCGAUCUGAGGCACAAGUCCUUGUCGGGGGCACUGCCAGGGCCAGGAGGAGGGGUGCUGUGCGUGGGGAUGAUGAUGAGGCAUGGGCGGGGCAGAGAGGUGCCCGCAGUGGGACUGUGGUAGCUGAGGUUGGGGGGCAUGGAAGGAGCCAGAAGCCUGACGGGCCUCUCCUUCCUCUGGGGAGGGUUUGGGGAUCGGGAGUGGCGACCCAAGGGCCUAGUUGAGAGGAGGAGGCCGAGAGAGAAAGGGAGAGGCCAAGAGGACUCCGGAGGGGCUUCCCGCUUCCUUUCCCUUUCCUCUAGAGUUUUUAAGAUCCGUUUCCUUUUUUUUUUUAUUUUUUGGGCCAGGCAAAGUUCAGUCAGAUGCUUCCUUUCUCCUUUCCUCCACCCUGCUCUUCCUUCCUUUUCUUUUCUCUUCUCCUUUCUCCGUCACGGUGAUCGGUCACCUCCCAGGUGCCAGGCACUAAGCGAGGCAGGAAGGACACCGACCGGGGAGGCCCUGAGCAGUGGGCGGGCUUGCGGUGGCCUUGGAGUGGGGACACCGAGCUGGUCCUCCCCGUACCUCGCUCCUCGCUCGUAGAGGUGUGGCAGCCCAGACGAUGGAGGGGGGAUCCCUGCCAGGCCUCCGCUAGGGAGGUCGUUGCCAGAUGGCUGUAGUUUGAGUUGGAUUUUGAAGACUCCUUGGAAAGUCACCAGUCAGAGAAGAGAAGCAAGUGAGACAUGCAGUGCCCUGUGUCUCUCUAGCAGAAGGGAGGUCAGUGUUCCAGAGGGUUCUUCAGGGCCUUCUACUGUUGUUGCCGGCCCACCCUCGUCUCUGGAGCUUUCUCUGAAGAUGGCAGCUUUCACCUAGUUGUGUCUUCUCUCGAUUCACAACUCCCCUUGGUCCUUCCUGCCGGACCCCUGAGCAAGCAGCCGAGGGCAGAGAAGGGUCAGUUAUGUGUAUAGGUCACUUUUUUAUUAUCACGGUUUAUUAGGGUUCUCAUCUUCCUGAGGGUGAGAUAGAGGAGCCUCUCUUUGACCUUUCUUCAUCCUGGUCUGAGGUGCUUGGCGGGCUUUGGUUUCUGUCUUCUUUUCUUUUUUUGAGAUUUCAUUAGUAAGUUCUUUUUUACCCAUCUCUCUGUUUUGGAGCCUAGAUGAGCACGAGGAGGGAUAAGUGGGAGAUACGUGAGGAAAGGAAAGACAGAGUGAAGAAGCCAGAGAGGGAAAUUGAGGGUCCUGAGAACCUAUGAGGCUUGGGUCUUCAGGAUAAACUUCUGUGAACGUGCUCUUUGUGGUUUGUAGGCCAAGACCAGCCUAAAUAAAGGUUUCAUCGUUGUUGAACGA
This is a messenger RNA of Canis lupus familiaris (dog), 4433 nucleotides long. It is a transcript of the gene KLHL33, whose product is annotated as kelch like family member 33. NCBI's taxonomy places the organism in Eukaryota, Metazoa, Chordata, Mammalia, Carnivora, Canidae. The record is from RefSeq and is a predicted model, not a curated record. The transcript has 5 exons. Gene Ontology annotation, molecular function: protein binding. Bases 1 to 2415 code for a protein of 804 amino acids.